AGUACACGAUUGUGCAAUAUGUCUAGAUAAAUGUGGUCAAUGUCAGAAAUAAAUUUGUAGAAACUCAUUGCAUAUGACCUUGUAUCUGAGAGUGGAAUAUAACCGUACCACGCUCGACGCACAGACGGUUACGCCUGAAUAGUCUCCUUGUCCGUCAUUACUCCACUUGCCGGCCAUCUGUACAGCGGAUCAUCUUCCUCGUGUCCGGUACUUUCUUUGUGUCAGAAUGAAGCAGGUUGCUAUUAUAGGCGCAGGUGCGAGUGGACUACCAGCAAUCAAGUCAUGUUUGGAAGAGGGAUUGGAACCUACCUGUUACGAAAAAUCCAACCAACUUGGUGGCCUAUGGAAUUAUACAGAUUCGGUCGAGGAAGACCAACCAUGUGUUAUGAAAUCCACGGUUAUAAACACCAGUAAAGAGAUGCUCAGUUAUAGUGACUUCCCCGUACCCAAGGACUACGCUAUGUAUAUGAAGCACACCUACGUACUUAAGUACCUCCACCUGUACGCCAAACAGUUCGACCUCGCUAAGUACAUCCGAUUACGAACCAAAGUUCAGUCUGUGAUGAUGGCCAAAGACUUUGAGACUACCGGGCGAUGGGAUCUUACAAUCGAAGAUUUACAAAGCGGUGAAGUAACAACCAAGACCUACGACGCCGUCAUGGUCUGUACUGGUCAACAUACUUACAAAUACACCCCCGAAUUCACUGGCAUCGAAAACUUCCAAGGAAAAAUACUGCAUUCCCAUGAAUACCGAGACUCACGCGGAUACGAAGACAAGAAAGUAAUCGUGGUAGGCGUCGGGAAUUCCGGAGUCGACACCGCCGUGGAUCUUUGCAAAACAUCAAAACAGGUCUUCUUGAGUACCAGACGUGGUUGUUGGGUGUCCAAGCGAAUUACGGAUAAGGGUCUUCCGAAUGAUAUGGAGAGCUACAGACGGUACCUGUUGGUACUUCAGAGAGGCAUUCCAAAGAGCAUCCUGGAGUGGGGAAUGAUACGGAAAAGUAACAAACAGUUCGACCACAAAGCUUACUCCCUGAGACCUGAUCACGGCUUCUUUUCUCAACACCCGACAAUAAAUGAUGAUCUUCCUAAUCGGAUCGCCAGCGGUUCUAUCAUCGUAAAACCCAACAUCAAACGUUUCCUUGACAACGGAGUAGAAUUUGAGGACGGGACAACAGAGAAAGACAUAGAUGCCGUAAUACUAGCAACCGGGUACAAAUACAACUUCCCUUUCCUGGACACUUCUCUGAUAGAGGUGAAAGGAAAUAGGGUUGAUCUCUACAAACAUCUGUUCCCGCCCAAUCUGAAACAUAACACUCUGGUCCUGGUCGGCAUUAUGCAACAAAUUGGAGCAGUGUUUCCCAUUUCUGAACUUCAAUGUCGGCUGUCUGCAAGAGUUUUCAAGGGGGAUAUCCAACUGCCCUCUAGAAGUGAAAUGUGGAAUGACAUCAAUCAGAAAAGGAACGUCAUGAACAAACGAUUUGUCCAAUCAAAUCGGUACACAAUGAAGGUAGAUUGUGUACCAUAUAUGGAUGAGCUUGCAGAGCUUCAUGGAUCAAAACCAGAUUUAUGUCGAAUCGCCAUGUCUGACCCAAGUCUGGCAUUCAAUUGUUUUUUCGGCCCCUGCACACCUUACCAGUUUCGGUUGGAGGGUCCAUGUAAGUGGGAAGGCGCCCGGCCUGCUAUACUUACCCAAUGGGAUCGUACCUGGCAUCCUAUGCAGACUCGACCAACAGGCCCCUAUUCCUGGACGGAGUCCGCGGAGACGUUCUUGUAUACCACUGUAUGCCUACUCAUGGCAUACAUCCUGAUUCUCAUAUUUUGACGAAGGCUUUCUUCAGGACACAUACGGUUCAGCUCACUGCUAACGCCUUAGUGUAUCAUGUAUGGACAGUCAUACUGUAUCAUGUUAAACCAUACCAACUAUAUCAUGUUAAACCAUACCAACAUAUGUUUCAUACAACUAUAUGAUAAACGUUUUCGCGCAUAAAGUGAGCAAUGUGCCUACCCUACGUAUGUGUAGGAUAUUUGUUGUCAUCGGUUUACCUAUAAUGGUGUAUGUAUCUGGAUAUUUCAUUAAUUCGAACAUGAUAUGUGUACUUCAUACUCAUUCAUUUGUUAAUGAAAAUUGAAAGACGUGACUUAAAACAAAAAUAAAACCUAAUUUGACUGAUA
Pecten maximus is the source of this 2175-nucleotide messenger RNA. Its product is annotated as dimethylaniline monooxygenase [N-oxide-forming] 5-like. Bases 227 to 1825 code for a protein of 532 amino acids. Gene Ontology annotation, molecular function: flavin adenine dinucleotide binding; N,N-dimethylaniline monooxygenase activity; NADP binding. The transcript is spliced from 7 exons. The record is from RefSeq and is a predicted model, not a curated record. NCBI's taxonomy places the organism in Eukaryota, Metazoa, Mollusca, Bivalvia, Pectinida, Pectinidae.